AUGAUUCCUAUUGAAUCAAUUAGCGGCCUAGGAGUGUCUGAGACGCGGUUUCCUUAUCAGCAGCCAUUAAAGCGGGCAGGACGGUCAUAUGGGUCUCCCUAUGGACCGGCCAACAGGACGGUGAUAUGGACAGUGACCCCCCUCCUCCCCCACAACAACCAGAAACCCCCCUCCUCCCCCACAACAACCAGAAACCCCCCUCCUCCCCCACUACAACCAGAGAACCCCCUCCUCCCCCACAACAACCAGAGAACCCCCAUUCCUCCCCCACAACAACCUGAGAACCCCCUCCUCCCCCACAACAACCAGAGAACCCCCCCUCCUCCCCCACAACAACCAGAGAACCCCACCUCCUCCCCCACAACAACCAGAGAACCUCCCCCUCCUCCCCCACAACAACCAGAGAACCCCCCUUCCUUCCCCACAACAACCAGAGAACCCCCCUUCCUUCCCCACAACAACCAGAGAACCCCCUUCACUCCUUAUGUCCCAAAGUUGUUGUCAGAGGAAGAGGAAGCUAAGCGGAUUGCAGAGAUGGGGAAACCAUCUCUGGGGGAACACUCCAAAAUGGAGGUUUUCAUCGAGGAGUCCUAUGAGUUCAAGAAUACGGUGGAUAAGCUGAUAAAGAAGACCAACCUGGCUCUGGUGGUGGGCACCAACUCCUGGAGACAACAGUUCAUGGAGGCCAUCACAGUCAGUGCAGGAGACGAGGAUGAGGAAGACUCCGGUGAAGAGCGUCUUCCGUCUUGUUGUGACUACGUCAUGCACUUCCUCACCGUCUUCUGGAAGGUGCUGUUCGCCUGUGUUCCUCCCACGGACUACCUGAACGGCUGGGCCUGCUUCUUCAUCUCCAUCGUCAUCAUCGGCAUGCUGACCGCAGUGAUCGGAGAUCUGGCCUCUCACUUUGGCUGCACCAUCGGGCUGAAGGACUCCGUCACUGCCAUGGUGUUCGUGGCGCUGGGUACGUCUGUCCCUGACACAUUUGCCAGUAAGGUAGCGGCGAUGCAGGACACAUAUGCAGACGCCUCCAUCGGUAAUGUGACGGGCAGCAACGCGGUCAACGUGUUCCUGGGCAUCGGGGUGGCGUGGUCGAUAGCCGCCAUCUACUGGCACAUGCAGGGCAAGCAGUUUGUGGUGGAGGCCGGCUCGCUGGCCUUCUCCGUCACCCUCUACACCAUCUUCGCCUUCCUGGGGGUCUCCGUGCUGCUGUACCGCCGCCGAGCUCACAUCGGGGGGGAGCUGGGUGGGCCACGCGGCCACAGACUGGCCACCUCAGCCUUCUUCUUCAGUCUCUGGUUCCUCUACAUCCUCUUCUCCAGCAUGGAGGCCUACUGUCAUAUAGAGGGCUUCUAGAACCUCCUGGAACACUUCUAGAACACCUCUGAGACACUUCUAGAACACUUCUGAGACACUUCUAGAAUUUUUCUGAGGCACUUCUAGAAUUCUUCUGAGACACUUCUAGAAUUCUUCUGAGACACUUCUAGAAUACUUCUGGGACACUUCUAGAAUACUUCUGGGACACUUCUAGAGCCUCCUUACAGGAGGUUCAAGGUAUAACUUAAUGGAGAGUAAAAAUAGGAUUCUCAGUGUGGAUAUUGGAAUGAUGUUGGUAUGAAGGGAUGAGAGGAGAACAGCAUGAGGUAAAGGGAGUGGUGGCUCCCCUCUCCUCCGCCCCUCCACCUUCCCUCAACCCCACUCUAAGGACCCCCAGACAUAAUCAGUCCAUCUCCUCUGAAGGAGAUGUCUGUUAAGACAGGGAGAGCCGGUGUGCUACCCACAUGGGUGUGCUUACAGCUGGGGUUAGGGUACCUCUAUACCGGGGUAAGUACACCAGAGGGUGUCUCAUCUGGUCUGGUCUGUAUUCCACUAGAAGAGACAAUAAGCUGAUGAGAUCUGAGCUAUCAGAAGAAGUCUAUAUUUUUCUCAACACCUUGAUGAGAACAACCUUUUCUAAACUAAGUAUUUUGGGGGAUAAAACCAAAACACUUUUCUUUUUUUAACAAAAAAAAGAGGAAAUUAAAGAUACUAUUUUCUAGAUCUUUAAGGAGAACAAAACAUGUUAUAUAACUAAUGGAACAGAUAUUGUUGAUGAUGAAUGACAAUUGAAUGGUCAUAGUAUUUAGUAGUAUUUUAUUUGCUUAGUUUCUUAUUAAGGAACGAAUAAGAGGCAAGAAACAGCAGAGUUGUCAGAGGCAAGAAACUAAAACAGGAAGCGCCCGUGGAGGAGGAGGAGGAGGAACAACAGAGAACAAGUACAGACAGAUCAACUAUCAAACUAAAGACAGGAGGAGGAGGAGGAGCAAGAGGAGGAGGAGGAGUGGAAGAAGAUGAGGAAGACAUUGAAGGAUAACAUUAUCAGAGUGCCCUGAACAUUACUUCAGUACAUCUGUCUGUAUAUUUCCAUAUAUUCUGUAUAUUUUGACUAUUUAUUUCAAUGUGGUCACAUUCAGCUUCUUCAGUCCUACAGGGACUUCAGCUCCUACAGGGACUACUGUGGCUUGGUAUGG
This is a messenger RNA of Oncorhynchus tshawytscha (Chinook salmon), 2507 nucleotides long. RefSeq names its product sodium/calcium exchanger 3-like. Gene Ontology annotation, molecular function: calcium:sodium antiporter activity. Gene Ontology annotation, biological process: calcium ion import across plasma membrane; sodium ion transmembrane transport. Lineage: Eukaryota; Metazoa; Chordata; Actinopteri; Salmoniformes; Salmonidae. The coding region runs from base 1 to 1353 and encodes 450 amino acids. The record is from RefSeq and is a predicted model, not a curated record. Gene Ontology annotation, cellular component: postsynapse; axon; sarcolemma. The transcript has 6 exons.